GGCGUAGUAUCAGCGCCAGUACCAGUAUCUUUGUAUCCGUAAGAUACACGUACUUGCACCGCACUCUACACUGUCGCUUCUGCUGCUGCUGCUGCUGCCGCUGACGUCGCGUCGUUUCCUUAUUGACUGCCUCGCAAGUCAACGCGACUCGGCCAAUGUUUAUUUUUGUUUGCUCGCCAGAAAGCGGGAAAAACAAGUUUAGCUCUACGCUGUACACUGUGCAACGUAAAGAUCAACAACUGCGUCGCAAUUUGGAAAAAUCUGAAGAAAAGUUCAAUUGAGCCGAACAAAGUAAUUUAGAAACACCAUGAAACUUAAAAUAAAGCACUAAUUUUAAAUGUCAUUUAAUUAUGCAAAUUUAUAGCCCCAGCCCAUAUAAAAAUACAGCGCUAAUUAGGGGCAAGUGUAAAAAAUGAAUUUGCAUUUUUUUUGGAAGCCGGCAGCCUCCUUAAUGAUGUCGUUAAUCAAAAGUCGUCUCGUGUAUUUAGCAAAAGUCGCGGAAAGUGCAAAAUAUGUUGAACAUACAUACAACAGCAACGAGAGCGACAACAACAGCAACAAUUGCAUGUGAAAGUUUAUUUUGGCAGCGAGCGUAUUUAAAUGUAUUUCAAAGUGUGUGACAAAAAUAAUGAAUGCGGCUAAAAGAGCGCCAGAGUCCGAUCCAAAAGACAAAGUGUCAAAAAAGAGAGUGGAAAUAACCCGCACAUGUUUAUAGCCAUAAAUAUUGGCAUGCAACAAGUGUUUGCCAUAUGUCUGCGCUUUUUUUCUGCUGUGUGUGCUCUGUGCUGUGUUGUGUGUGUGCGUGUGCGUGUGUGUGUGUGUGUUGCGCAAUUUUCUUAAGUGAAGUUUUCACUAAUGUUUCAUUUUUAGCCCAUAUGCAAUUGUGACUCAUUGGCAGAAAUACCAAAAAAAAAAAAAAACAAUAAUAAAUUUCGAUCAUAUCGAAAAGAAUUCACACAGCCAAAAUGGGCUUCUCAACGGCCCUACAAAGCCGGGCAGCCCACGAAGCGUUGAUCGUGCGCCAAGAUGCGGAACUGCGUCUCAUGGAGACCAUGAAACGAUCCAUUCAAUUGAAAGCCAAAUGCGACAAGGAAUACGCUAUCAGUUUGGCAGCCGUCGCUCAACAGGGACUGAAAAUAGAUCGGGCUGAUGAAAUGCAUGGCAGCCUCAUCACAAAAUCCUGGCGAUCCUACAUGGAUGAGCUGGAUCAACAGGCCAAACAGUUCAAAAUAAAUGCCGAACAACUUGAGGUUGUUUGCGACAAGUUGGCACAUCUCUCACAGGACAAACGGAAGGCCAGAAAGGCUUAUCAGGAGGAACAUGCCAAAAUUGCCGCACGUUUGAAUCAUCUGACAGACGAAGUUGUGCGAAAGAAGAGCGAAUACCAAAAACAUUUGGAAGGCUACAAGACGUUACGCACCCGCUUCGAGGAGCACUACAUAAAAGCACCUGGUCGAAGUGGUCGCAAGCUGGAUGAUGUGCGGGAUAAAUAUCAGAAGGCCUGUCGUAAAUUGCAUCUCACACACAACGAGUACGUCCUGUCCAUCGCGGAGGCCAUUGAGGUCGAGAAGGAUUUCCGCACGGUGCUCCUGCCGGGUCUACUCGAGCAUCAGCAGUCCGUGCAGGAGAGCUUCAUACUCCUGUGGCGCAACAUUCUGUUGGAGGCGGCACAACAUGGCGAUCUGACCGCGGACAAAUUCAGAGAGAUCCAGAAACGCAUUGACACUGUGAUAGGAGGCAUCAAUCCGACCGAGGAGUACGCGGAGUUUACUGAGAAACACAAAACUUCACCCACAACGCCGUUGCUCUUUCAAUUCGAUGACACACUGAUCGAGGAUAUACCUGGCAAGUUGACCGCCAGCACACUGACCGUGGAUAACCUGACCGUGGACUGGCUGCGCACCCGUCUCCUGGAGCUGGAGUCGGCGGUGAAGGAGUGCCAGGAGCGGCAACUAAAGCUGAUUGAGCAUGUGAAUGGAGGCUCACCCGUGGCCAAUGGCAGCAUCAUUUCCAAUGGCAGCAGCGCCUCCAAUGGCAUACAGUCCAAUAAGGAUAGUCAGAAUCGACAAUCGAAGGACCUGAAUGCGCUGCGUUGUCAGGAGAAGCAGAAACAGAAACUGGUCGACAUGAUCAAGUGUGCCCUGAACGAGGUGGGAUGUGAGGAGUUGCCCUCCGGCUGUGAUGAUCAUCUCUCGCUGGAGCAGAACUUCAUUGAGCAUGGCUUCAACAAUGAGCAGCAGCGCUCCAACUCCACUAGCUCCCCAGGCCUGGGCAUUGUGAAUGAGCUAAUGCGUCGGGGUGGCGUUCUCACGCUGCUCCGUGGUCGUGGUCGCCACUUUAAGCGCAAAUCGACUCCACAGCCAACGACGCCCAUGACGAGGUCACGUCAUGGCCGAUUCUCGAAGCUGCAGCCCCGAUCACAGAGUCUCGGAUCCCUCUCGCUUUCACUCUCAACGAAUCGUCCGCUUUAUGAGGAGGAAUGGUUCCACGGUGUCCUGCCGCGUGAGGAGGUAGUGCGUCUUUUGAACAAUGAUGGAGAUUUUCUGGUACGCGAAACCAUACGGAACGAGGAGAGUCAGAUCGUGCUGAGUGUUUGCUGGAACGGACACAAGCAUUUUAUAGUGCAGACAACCGGAGAUGGACACUUCCGGUUCGAGGGACCGCCAUUUCCCAGCAUACAGGAACUGAUCAUGCAUCAAUAUCACUCCGAGUUGCCGGUUACUGUCAAAUCGGGUUCCAUUCUCCGACGUCCUGUAUGCCGCGAACGCUGGGAGCUCAGUAAUGAUGACGUGGUACUCCUUGAAAAGAUUGGCAGAGGCAACUUUGGUGACGUCUACAAGGCCAAGUUGAAGUCAACAAAACAAGAUGUUGCCGUCAAAACCUGCCGCAUGACCCUUCCCGACGAACAGAAGCGCAAAUUCCUGCAAGAGGGUCGCAUCCUUAAACAGUACGAUCAUCCAAAUAUUGUCAAGCUCAUUGGCAUCUGUGUGCAAAAGCAACCCAUCAUGAUUGUCAUGGAGUUGGUGCCAGGUGGCUCUUUGCUCAACUAUCUUCGUAAGAACUCCAAUGCACUCUCCAACCGACAACAGAUGGGAAUGUGUCGCGAUGCGGCUGCAGGCAUGCGAUAUCUGGAGUCAAAGAAUUGCAUACAUCGGGAUCUGGCUGCUCGUAAUUGUCUUGUGGAUUUUGAGCAUAGUGUUAAAAUAUCUGAUUUUGGCAUGUCACGUGAAGAAGAGGAAUAUAUAGUUUCCGAUGGCAUGAAACAAAUACCUGUUAAAUGGACUGCUCCCGAAGCUCUUAACUUUGGCAAAUACACGACGCUCUGUGAUGUUUGGUCUUAUGGCAUUCUGAUGUGGGAAAUAUUUUCAAAAGGCGAUACACCAUAUUCGGGAAUGAGCAAUUCACGUGCUAGAGAACGCAUCGAUACAGGUUAUCGGAUGCCCACACCGGAGAAUACGCCGCCAGAGAUGUAUCGCCUGAUGCUUAAGUGCUGGGCCGCCGAUGUCGAGUCCCGUCCGCACUUUGAUGAGAUCUACAAUGUGGUUGAUGCACUGAUCCUGCGUCUAGACAACAGUCACUGAGCAUAAUAGGAUAGAGACCAAUGAGUUUCUGAAUCUGUAAUUAUUUCUAAUACAUACUCAAGGUAGUUCUUAGUAAGCGCUUUUAAAGUAUGUCACUUUACCUAGAACUAAACAACGAAAUGCCUGUAUUUAUAAAAUACUUACUAUACUUUAUAAUAUACAUACGAUAAAAUACUUCGUAACUACACUUAUAUUUUAAAAAUACGAAACAUAGAGAAAGAAAGAUAUUUAUAUGAAUAUGAAUAUAUAUUUUGUAGUUGUUUAGCUGUACAUUUAAAUAUGUAAUAUGCUCUGUGUGCCUGCGUGUGAGUGUGAGUGUGUGUGUGUAAGUGUCUAUGUCUGUGUGUUGUAAGGAAUCCUUAAUGUGCCAAAAA
This is a messenger RNA of Drosophila innubila, 3955 nucleotides long. It is a transcript of the gene FER, whose product is annotated as tyrosine-protein kinase Fer. Gene Ontology annotation, biological process: peptidyl-tyrosine phosphorylation. Gene Ontology annotation, molecular function: ATP binding; non-membrane spanning protein tyrosine kinase activity. The transcript is spliced from 13 exons. The record is from RefSeq and is a predicted model, not a curated record. NCBI's taxonomy places the organism in Eukaryota, Metazoa, Arthropoda, Insecta, Diptera, Drosophilidae. The coding region runs from base 966 to 3581 and encodes 871 amino acids.